UAUUAUAAAACCAACAUUUCAGGUUACAGUACUGUACAUCUAAUAACAUUUUUGGAUCUUAGUGUGUGGUUGUCUUCCCUUUGAUAUAUGCCAUUACCAUGACCAGCAUCUAGUUUUUGGUUGGCAUUCACCUGACAAAUCUACAUGUUCCCACAAGCUCAGAUUAUUCACAGCAUCGAUAUCUGUAACUGUAAUUAUGUAUAUCACACUCAUUUACACUGCUGUAUCAUUUAAAUUAAUCUGUUAAAGGUAAAACUGAAAUACUGAGCUACUAUAAAUUUAUCAGGUUUAUUGUAGGCAGGUUGCUGUUGCAUAUUUUCACCAUGAAACCUUAUUACAAGAUAAACAAAAUGACUCUUUAAGAGUUCCUCUGAGUUCUGCAAAUUAAAAACCUUAACCAACCAGAAUGACUGGCUUUGUAUUUAAAAUGAUCGCUGGCUUUGAGAUGACUGUAUAUUAAAAUGAGGAAAAGACAUGUUAUAUAAGCAGCAAAGAUCAGUUUGCAGUAUUUUGGAAUCAUAACAGAAACACACAAUGGACGAAGUUCUUGAUCUUGACAUGAACAAAGAAAGAAGGAAAAGAGAGAAUCAGAGAGGGGAUGGAGACAGAGGACGAUGGGCCAGUAAAACAGAAUAUAUUCUGGUUGUUGCAGGAAAUGUGGUUGGCCUGGGCAAUGUUUGGAGAUUUCCUUACCUCUGCUACAAGAACGGAGGAGGUGCCUUUCUGGUGCCAUAUGGUCUGUUAGCUGUGGUGGUUGGGAUACCUCUGUUCCUACUGGAGAGUUCAGUUGGUCAGUACACCCAGGAAGGAUUCAUCACCUGUUGGAGGAAAUUGUGUCCGCUGGCACAAGGAAUUGGAUAUGGAUAUUUUGUGUUGAAAUUUUAUGACUUCAUCUACAUUAUUAUCCAAGUCUGGGCUCUCUUCUACCUGGUGUUCUCAUUCAGAUCCCAGCUCCCCUGGGCCACAUGUGACAACACCUGGAAUACAGUGAACUGUGUGGGUCUUCAGACUUUGGAUUCUAUGUCGCCAAAUGUGACUAUAAAUCAGACCAUGUUGACCAACACCACCUCUGCUGCCAUUGAGUUCUGGGAACAGAGGGUGCUGGCCAUGUCUGGAGGCAUUGAGGAGCUGGGCAGUGUGAGAUGGGAGCUGGCUUUGUGUCUCUUGGCCUGCUGGGUGUUCACGUACUUCAGUAUCUGGAAAAGUGUCAGAUCCUCUGCAAAGGUAGCAUACUUCACUGCCACCUUCCCCUACGUGAUGCUCCUGAUAUUGCUCAUCAGGGGAUUGACUCUGCCUGGAGCUUGGGAAGGGAUCUACUACUACCUGUAUCCAGAUUUGAACAGCCUGGCUAACCUUGAGGUCUGGAUGGAGGCAGGAUCUCAAAUAUGCUUCUCCUACAGCCUGACCGCAGGAACUCUCAAUGUUUUGAGCAGCUAUAAUGACUACAAGAACAACUGCUACAAGGACUGUUUCUGGCUCUGUCUGCUGAACAGUGGGACCAGUUUUGUUGCUGGAUUUGUCGUCUUCUCUGUACUUGGAUUCAUGGCUCAGAAACAGGGUGUUACUGUCGACGCUGUGGCUGAGUCUGGUCCAGGUUUGGCCUUCAUUGCUUACCCACAGGCAACAGCUUUGAUGCCUUUACCACAGCUCUGGACUGUCUGCUUUUUCCUGAUGAUGAUUUUCCUCAGUGUUGACACACAUUUUGUGACAGUUGAGUGUUUUGUCACCUCAGUAAGGGACUUGUUUCCGAAGCUGUUUCAUAAACCAGGAAGACAUGAGAUCUUUGUCCUCAUCAUUUGUUCAUCCUUCUUCUUCAUACAUCUGACUUUGGUCACUGAGGGAGGGAUUUACAUAUUCCAGCUUACUGAUUAUUAUGGUUGUACUGAAGCUUUUCAUUAUUUCAUGGCUUUUGAGUGUCUGGCUCUGGCUUGGGGUUUUGGUGCUGACCGUGUUAUUAACAUCAUUGAGGACAUGACUGGACACAGACCAUCUGUGUUCUUCAAAGUGUGCUGGAGAUACAUCAUUCCUCUGCUGUCACUGAUUUUCCUUAUCAUGUACCUGGUUGGUUACACACACCUCAGGAUUAACGACAGCUACGUUUACCCCGACUGGGCCUAUGCUCUAGGCUGGACCAUGACACUCUCCUCUGUUCUCAUGGUGCCACUGUGGGCAGCUGGACAGAUGUGUUGGACAGCAGGCACCUUCAGACAGCGUUUGUCUGUCCUUUGUCAUCCCGUUGAAGAUCCAGUCUCACAGAGGAGAAAAAUGGAAGAGGAUGGGAUACAUGUGGAGCUGAGGACGUCUGCAGAGACAUCUUAGUCACAUCAGCUAGACACUUCAUCUGUCAUUGGUUAAACUUAUUGUAUUCAGUGUGGCUAAAAUGUAUUUAAAGACAGAUUUUUGUGCUGAAAUUAUUAGUUGAUGAAAUGAUGGAUCGUCUAAAUGUAUCAUUUAAGUCAAAUGAUUUUUGCUUGUUCCAGCAUCUUAAAUGUGAGGAUUUGCAGCUUUUGUCAGCUGUGAAUAAUUAAAAGAUGUUGGGUUCUACAUUUGUAACCAUCACGUCACUGGUUUCAGAACAUGUUGCCAAAGGACUGCAGCUGAAAAUUAGCCAGGUGGCUAACACUGGCACAUUUACAGAAAUGUUGAUUCAUGUCUUAUAA
Messenger RNA from Thunnus maccoyii (southern bluefin tuna), 2660 nucleotides. Its product is annotated as sodium- and chloride-dependent betaine transporter-like. The record is from RefSeq and is a predicted model, not a curated record. The transcript has 14 exons. Bases 535 to 2319 code for a protein of 594 amino acids. Lineage: Eukaryota; Metazoa; Chordata; Actinopteri; Scombriformes; Scombridae. Gene Ontology annotation, cellular component: membrane. Gene Ontology annotation, biological process: sodium ion transmembrane transport.